AUGCCAGUUCAACAGAGCGUGGAGCAGCCAGCUACUGAGCAUACGGACUUUGGUGAUCAAGAUGAGCUUCACGAAACAUCGGCGGUCGUUCGGCACGUGAGCUUUGAUGAAUCGCCACCAACGCCAGACCUGGAAGCACUUCCUGUACGAAGCACUGGACGACGAGCACCAAAGCGCAAGAACCCUCCUUUGAGACCACAUCGUGAGGUGAAGCGACAAACAAGGGCGAAUCUGCGGAGUGUUCGACUUCGCAACACUUCAUCGUGGACUGCCAUCAACAUCAGGAAUUCUCCGUAUGCAGGUGCUGACUUGAGCAAUGGAGAGGACAAGGACCUUGACUUCACUCCUGAUCUCGAGGUUGACGACGAUGACGAUGACGAAGAUGAAGAGCAGGAGGAGGUGGUGGAGGAUGAUAGCAACGAUGAGAUGGAGGACAUACCAAAUACCCCAGCAACACCGUCACCUUCGCUCUCAGACGAAGAUCUCGAAACCACAAAGACACGAUACUCCGCCCCUCGCUCCGUCGCAUAUCGCUACGCAAGCGGUCCACCCGGUCGCAAGUUCAAAUACCACCGCAUGCCCAAGUCCGUCGCAUUAGUAUGGCAAGAGUGGAAGCACGGCAGUAACGGAAAUCCAUCGAUCCAGUCACUCGAGGAAAAGUACAGCACAAGAUGGCGAAUGGGGACGUUGCAGGAGCGCAAAUAUGCGAGCAAUUACGUCGGUGUGAGGCAGAAGGUUGUGAGAAAGGUGGAGGAAAUGUGUGAGCAGAAGGGAUUGACGCCGGAAAAGGCUUGUGAGGUUUUGGAUAGACGCGUUGAUGGGAGGAUGCAAUUGCUCAUGACGGCGUUGAGAAAGGGGCAGGAUCCGUUGGUCGUUGUUCCAAGGAGGUAG
This is a messenger RNA of Fusarium fujikuroi IMI 58289, 891 nucleotides long. RefSeq lists its product as uncharacterized. Gene Ontology annotation, biological process: positive regulation of ribosomal protein gene transcription by RNA polymerase II. NCBI's taxonomy places the organism in Eukaryota, Fungi, Ascomycota, Sordariomycetes, Hypocreales, Nectriaceae. The record is from RefSeq and is a predicted model, not a curated record. The transcript has a single exon. Bases 1 to 891 code for a protein of 296 amino acids. Gene Ontology annotation, molecular function: RNA polymerase II cis-regulatory region sequence-specific DNA binding; DNA-binding transcription factor activity, RNA polymerase II-specific.